Molecule: messenger RNA, 1407 nt
Organism: Penicillium lagena
Lineage: Eukaryota; Fungi; Ascomycota; Eurotiomycetes; Eurotiales; Aspergillaceae
Gene: arp6
Product: actin family protein
Exons: 4
Coding region: 1-1407 (468 amino acids)
Cellular component (GO): Swr1 complex
Molecular function (GO): nucleosome binding
Source: RefSeq, a predicted model, not a curated record
AUGGGCACAAAGACUCGAGCUCCUCCAAAGACUGCCACGGAACCGGCAGUGGCGUCGCGACACUUGCCGGACAAGACCUUCGUGAUCGACAAUGGCGCAUACACCCUCAAAGCUGGCUAUGUCUCUGAUCUCCCACCUGCCGAAGAUGAAGCCCUCUCCGGCUGCUCGACAAUACCAAAUGCCCUAGCCAAGACUCGGGAUAAUCGUGUCGUCAUCGGUCCACAGCUAUUGACCCAUGUCAGUGACUGGAACGAGGUCAUGUUCCGCCGUCCAGUGGAGAAGGGAUAUAUUGUGAACUGGGAAGCGCAGAGGGAAAUUUGGGAGCAGUCUUUUUUUGAGGAGAAAGCGACGGCGCGGAAUAAGAGUUCACGGAUAGCCAACCCGGAAGAAACAACACUCAUCCUCACCGAGGCUCCCAAUGCCAUACCGGUGCUGCAGCGGAACGCGGACGAAAUCGUGAUGGAAGAGUGGGGAUUUGGAGGGUAUACAAGGUGUAUAGGUCCGACCCUAAACGCCUGGAACGAAAUCCAUACUCUCUUCGGAGACUCUACCACCUCCCAACCCGAUGCCGCCCCCUUACCUGCCGAUUGCUUGUUGGUAGUCGACUCGGGCUACUCCCAUACCACGGUUACUCCAGUAUACAAAGGCCAAGCCCUCCAACGUGGAAUUCGGAGACUGGAUCUCGGUGGUAAACACCUCACCAACUACCUCAAAGAGAUCGUGUCGAUACGGCAAUAUAACAUGGUGGACGAAACAUAUAUCAUGAACGAAGUGAAGGAGGCAGUCUGUUUCGUGAGCAAUGACUUUGCCGCGGAUAUGGAGCGGACCUCGAAAGCCGGCCGGAGAAGUCAAGCAGAUUCUGACAAGAGUGUGGUGGUGGACUACGUGCUCCCCGACCCAAAUGCAGGUAAAAAGGGCUUCAUGCGACCUCAUGAUCCUCUGUUAGAAGCCAAAAAGAAGAAGGGCGCGCUUUCUGGCCUUAGUGCUGAUGUGCUCUCGGAAGAUGUCUUGGUCCUUGGCAAUGAACGCUUUGCAGUCCCAGAGAUUCUAUUUAACCCGAGUGAUAUUGGCAUGAAACAGGCAGGCAUCCCGGAUAUCAUUCUCCAGAGCUUGUCUGUAUUGCCCACUGGUUUGCAUCCUCCGUUUCUGGCCAAUGUGCUGGUUGUCGGUGGCAAUUCUCUCACCCCAGGAUUCAUGGAGAGAUUGGAGACCGAACUGCGUCAGAUUGCCUCGGCUGACUGUGUUGUGCGAGUGCGUCGAGCCCAAGAUCCUAUUCGGUCCACAUGGCUGGGAGGAUCUCGUCUCGCCGCCAACCGAGAAGAAUUGGGUAGGGUGGCUAUUACUCGCGAGGAAUAUCAAGAAUACGGGUCUGGAUGGGCUGGACGCAGGUUUGCUGGCAACAUAUGA